AUGUGUUCAACAGAAGACCCGACAGAGUUAAAAAAAAUUAUAUUCUGUCAAGAGGAUACAAUAUGUAAGUUAAAUAGAAGACUAGAAGAGUUUGAUUCAGUGGUUUGUGAAAGAAAUAAAUUACGAGAAAUUUACAAACAAUGUGAAAAAAAUCAUGAAGACAGUAUUAACGCCUAUAAGAAAGCGUUUUGCGAACUAUCAGCUAAGUGUGACGAGCAAACGAAAAAGCUUAAGGAAUGUGCGAAUUCUGAAUAUCAAUGGGAACUCAGGUACGGGAAACUAGAAGAAGCCAACAACUCGAUGUGUGGUCAAAUCCAAAUUCUAAAAUGUAAUGAAAGUAAAUUAAAAUCCCAGUUAGCCGAGACCGAAAUAACUUUGAAAUGUGUUCAGAAAGAAUUAUGUCAAACUAAAGCGGAAUUGGAAGAAACUCUCUGUUUGGUUAAUACAUUGAAGGCAUCUUUGAAAUGUACCGAACAGGAGCUCUGUAAAGUUCGCAGGGAACUUGAGGAGUGCAUGACUGAAUGCAAUAAAUUGCACGAAAUGAACGGGGUUUUGACUACAGAGUUAAACUGCACAAAAAAAUGUCUAUGUGAGGCAAAAUUAGCGGCUACGCGCAUUGAAGAAAGGUACAUACAAGAACGUGAAAAUUUAACAUGCGAGUUGAGAGCAUGUUGCCAAAAAGUUAGCGACUUAGAGAUGCGAUUAGACGAUGCGAUGUGUAAAUUAAACGACGAGAGAUGUAAAUCAAAGAAGUUUGCUUGCAAAUUAAUAGAAUUGAAUAAAGUGAGUGCAAGUAAUCACUUAGAAAUGAAAAACCGGGUACAGAUAUUAGAAGAAGAAAUGUGUGCUAAGUGUAACGAAAUAUGUUGCUUGAAGAAAAGGAUCGUUGAGUUGCAACAAGAAAUUGAUUGUCAAUGUAUGGAAAUAAACCAGAUGAAAAUUAAACUUUACGAAAGAGAAUGUCAACUAAAACAAAUGAUAGUACUAUCGGAAAAAAUUGAGCAAAUCAAGUGUUUUGUCGAUACUUGUUGUUGCCCGAAAAAGGAAUGUUGCCCGAUUCCUUGUUGUUGUCCUAAAAAGAAAUGUGGACCAAGUCCUUGUGGACCGAGUCCUUGUGGACCAAGUCCUUGUGGACCAAGUCCUUGUGGACCAAGUCCUUGUGGACCAAGUCCUUGUGGACCAAGUCCUUGUGGACCAAGUCCUUGUGGACCAAGUCCUUGUGGACCAAGUCCUUGUGGACCGAGUCCUUGUGGACCUAGUCCUUGUGGACCGAGUCCUUGUGGACCGAGUCCUUGUUGUCCGAAAAAGAAAUGUGAACCAAUAUGUGAACCUAUUUGUUGUAUACCAGCUCCUAUUUAUUGUCCGAAAAAGAAAUGUGAACCAAAAUGUGAACCCAAUUGUUGCCCGCCAACUCCUAUUUGUUGUCCGCAAAAAAAACCUGAUCCUUGUUGUGAACCAAUAAUGCCAAUGGCUUGUUGUCCGGAAAAAAAAUUGGACCCUUGUUGUAAGCCAUCAAACACAAAGCUUCCAUGCGGUCUAUCAAACAGCACAAAAUGUAUGAUCCAAAAAUAUGCCACAAAAUUAAAUACCAAAGAUAACUAUACACAGGAUUUAAAACAAUUGAAAUGUGACAUGGAAGACUUACAACAGAGUCUUGGUGACGUCUAA
This is a messenger RNA of Macrosiphum euphorbiae (potato aphid), 1668 nucleotides long. Lineage: Eukaryota; Metazoa; Arthropoda; Insecta; Hemiptera; Aphididae. The record is from the annotation of a GenBank genome assembly.